AUGAAAAAUAACGAAUUACUUAAUUACUUAAAAAAUAAGGAUGUUAAAUUACGAAAUUAUCAAUUUGAUGUAUUAAAAAAAAAGCAAUAUCAAUAUACCUCAGAUUUUGAUUAUCGUCGUCGUCCAAAUCAUUUCAUUAUUAAUAGUAUUAAAAGAUUACGACCAUUUAAAUCUGUUCGUAUUGUGACAGAAUUAUUUGAUCGACAAAUAAAACAACCAUCACGAGCAAUGAAUAAUUCGAAAUUGUUACGCUCACGUGAACGGUUACAGAAUACGGUAGGACAAACCUAUCCUCGAUCAAGAUUUUCCUCUUCCUAUGCCAGAAAUGUUAGCAUUCAUUUUUGUUGA
Loa loa (African eye worm) is the source of this 348-nucleotide messenger RNA. RefSeq lists its product as hypothetical. The record is from RefSeq and is a predicted model, not a curated record. Bases 1 to 348 code for a protein of 115 amino acids. NCBI's taxonomy places the organism in Eukaryota, Metazoa, Nematoda, Chromadorea, Rhabditida, Onchocercidae. The transcript has 3 exons.